Lepus europaeus (European hare) is the source of this 738-nucleotide messenger RNA. It is a transcript of the gene SPMIP8, whose product is annotated as sperm microtubule inner protein 8. Lineage: Eukaryota; Metazoa; Chordata; Mammalia; Lagomorpha; Leporidae. The transcript has 7 exons. The coding region runs from base 1 to 738 and encodes 245 amino acids. The record is from RefSeq and is a predicted model, not a curated record.
AUGGCCCGCAUCAUUGACCUGGUACCCUGGGACGAUGGCUCCACCCAUGUGUACGCAUCCCCGGCCAUCCUGCUGCCCAUGGAGCGGCAGCGCCAGCCGCUGGCCGGGGUGAAGCAGCAGCUCUACCACCCGGCCCUGCCCACGCUGCGCCGCAUGGACAUGGACACGGUCAGGGCCUGCCUCCCAGACGAGCACUGCCAGUCCUCCACCUACUGCCGCAAAGAUGAGUUUGACAACGCCCACUUCACACUGCUGGGGGUCCCCAACAAACCCCUGCAGUGCUUGGACAUCACGGCCACCGGCCACAAGAUCCACGACAGGUGCCGGGAGGGAAAGCUGGCGCCCAUCGCGCCGGGCAUCAACCGGGUGGACUGGCCCUGCUUCACCCGCGCCAUCGAGGACUGGUCCCGUUUCGUGUCCUCGGCAGGAGAGUUCAGGCUGCCAUGCCUCAACAAGAGAGUGGAAGGGUUCAGCGGCUACGCGGUGCGGUACCUGAAGCCGGAAAUGACCCAAAACUGGCGGGCUGUGGGGGGGGGGGCCGAGGGCAGGGGUCCGUGCCCGCACCCCCUCCCCCAGCUCACCGCCCCCCAUCCCUGUGGCCCGCCCCAGUAUUGCCUCAACCAGAACCCCAGCCUGGACCGCUACGGACAGAAGCCCCUGCCUUUCGACUCCCUCAACGCCUUCCGACGCUUCGGCUCCCACUACAGUCGUGUCAACUAUCUGACCCCCUGGCAUUGA